Messenger RNA from Daldinia vernicosa, 617 nucleotides. RefSeq lists its product as uncharacterized. The record is from RefSeq and is a predicted model, not a curated record. Bases 188 to 514 code for a protein of 108 amino acids. Lineage: Eukaryota; Fungi; Ascomycota; Sordariomycetes; Xylariales; Hypoxylaceae. The transcript has 2 exons.
UAGGAUGCCGAUGCGACCCUACAACCGGUUACUCGUGACAGUCGACCGCGGCGUUUGAGGUCCUACCAUCUCUUACCCUUCUCAACCCGCUUAAGUCCUACAACUUUCGUUAUUCCCCUACGACGACCUCCCCCCUCCACAUACUAUUGAACUAUUCUCUACCAUCGUACGCCGUAGCGUUGUCACCAUGAACUCCGCAGAGCUCCGGCAUCCACUAUUACCCGGCGAUGCCUCGAAACCGACAACAGCGGCCGGUAUUUCCGGACCGAUCCUAGAUUCGAGCAGCGCUCACCCUGCAGGCAAGGCUAAGUAUGGCCGCUUUAGGGCGUUCCUGCGUGCUAUCUCCGUCUUCGUCUAUUUCGCAAGUGGCUGCUUGACGUAUGGCCCCUCCUCGUAUAGCCUAGGUAGGAAGAGGGAUCUUUCUGACAUGUGUACAGCAUACACCUUACUCAGAUCAUCGGUUCCCCAUUAUACUACGCCAACCGCGACCUCUACUAUGCGUAUAUGUCCCUGACCAAGGCAUCUUUUGGCCUAUUGAUAACCACCAUGACCCAGUGGUGGGCGCCUACGUUGAUAAGAAUGAGCGGCGAUUCUUCUGUUGCCGGGCAGCUCAGCUU